UGCACCUGCAUAAAAAUGGGCUGCAAACUUGGGUGGCGGUUUGCCUAAAGCAAGCUAUCAUGAAGGCUUGCGCACUGGCUGUCUUUAUCGUCGGUUCAAUUGUGGCAGGAGGAGCUGGACAAUCGAUGGGGGGCAUCUAUGGCAUAGCUAUGGCACCAGUUGUUGACACCACUAUUACCCGGCCAGACUUGGUGACAGGUGGUACCAAAUACGCAAUAUGCAAUCAAUGCAGCUGCAAGAUCGCUUGGGAACUAACAAAACAUCGAGAAGAUGGUGGCUGCAAAAAAACGUUCGAAUUCACCUGUACGUGCAACAAUUAUCGGUGCGACAAAAAGGAGACGCAGCUCUGCAUGUAUAAGUUGGUUUCCAACAUGUAAGGGAUGUUUCUAGCCUAAAUGUGCCACUGGGGGAUCGCUAAAUAAAGCUUAGUUUACUUACUGUUGUA
Molecule: messenger RNA, 445 nt
Organism: Dermacentor andersoni
Lineage: Eukaryota; Metazoa; Arthropoda; Arachnida; Ixodida; Ixodidae
Source: RefSeq, a predicted model, not a curated record